Messenger RNA from Helicoverpa armigera (cotton bollworm), 8238 nucleotides. RefSeq names its product HEAT repeat-containing protein 5B. The transcript is spliced from 40 exons. The record is from RefSeq and is a predicted model, not a curated record. NCBI's taxonomy places the organism in Eukaryota, Metazoa, Arthropoda, Insecta, Lepidoptera, Noctuidae. Bases 255 to 6452 code for a protein of 2065 amino acids. Gene Ontology annotation, cellular component: membrane; Golgi apparatus; endocytic vesicle. Gene Ontology annotation, biological process: intracellular protein localization; endocytosis; retrograde transport, endosome to Golgi.
GAAAACCAUUUGUUGACAUUAAUUAAUUUGACAUUUCAUUUCACAGCUUUGGGCAGCCUGCUGUGUGUGUCGAGCGAGUGAUUUUGUGUAUUUUAAUUAAAUAAUCAUCAACUAUAGUUUUGUGGAUAUUGUGGCUAGUUAAUAUUUAAUGUUAUAGCUCUUAACUGAGAUUAGGAAGUGUAGAUCUUCAAAAUAUUCUUAGUUAUAAUAUGUGAAAGUGUUUUCUUCGACUUCCAACCCACGUUCAUUGAAAAAUGGAGGUGUCCCAUUCCCUGACUCUGAAUGAGUCUGCUCUGCAGCAGCUACCUGAUGAUAAGAAGCCACACUUCAUAUUUGAGUGGCUCCGAUUCCUUGACAAAGUACUUGUGGCUGCACAUAAGUCUGACAUCAAAAGCUGCCAGCAAAAAUUGGUGGCUCAGCUAGUCAACCUUUUACGAGAGAACCUUGGUGGACCGGCAAGGAGGUUGCUAGCUAGGAACUUGGCUACUUUAUUUUCUGUGGGAGACACGUUCCUACUAUUUGAUACAGUUAACAAAUGCAAUGACAUCAUCAAGGUUAAGGAUGACUCUCCGUCUUAUUUACCAACAAGACUGGCUGCCAUAUGUUGCCUCGGCAGUAUGUAUGAGAAACUUGGACGUAUGAUGGGAAGGUCAUAUGAAGAGACGGUGACAACCCUAGUUAGGUCUCUGAAAAAUGCUGAAUCACAAACUAGGCUGGAGAUUAUGAAUACUCUUGAAAAGAUCUGCGUAGGCAUGGGCACAGCGGCCCCCGCGGCCGUCCGCGAAGUCUCCCGCGCCGCCCGCGCCGCCCUCGUCUCCGAGAGAGCGACGGCAGUGAGAGCGGCAGCAGCACAUACUUUACGGCAUCUACUGCCGUUGAUGCGUUUGACGCCGGCGGACUUGGAUGCUAUUGCGGCGGCGUGUUUGAGAGCUGCGCAUUCGAGUGAUUAUUCUUUGAGGUGCGCUAUAGCGGAACUCCUUGGCGCAUUAAUAGCAAUCACGCAAGCUGGAGAAGUUACCAAUCUCAAUUCUAAACUGAAGGUUGGAGCUCAAUCAGUGCAACAAAAGAAAGACCCGCCAAAGAACGUGGUAUCUCUAGACGAGGCGUUAAACUUGCUGAUGGGCGCGUUCCUUCGCGGCGGCACCUCAUUCCUUAAGGGAGAGAUCAUCAAGUCCAGUUCCGGUGUUAAUAGGGAAGUUCGCGUCUGUGUUACACAUGCAUAUGUGGUAUUCGUACAAAAUAUGGGAGGCGUGUGGCUGGAACGUAAUAUGACAACGUUCUUGAACCACGUGUUGGAUUUAGUGGCUAAUCCUAAGGCGGCCAGCUCGCAUGUCGACGCUGUUUAUUCUAGAAAAUGCAUAAACUACAUCCUACGCAACACUCUGGGCAAGAUGUUAGGCGAGAAGGCGCAGGCGUCGGCGUGUCGUGAGAUCAUACAGAUUGUCAUCAAGCAGAUGAACAGUAUUGACUUCAAUCCCGAGAACGCUAAGGAUUGUAAUCAGGAGACGCUAUUCAGCCAGCACUUGCUAGUAUGCGCGCUGAUGGAGGCGGGGGAACUGGCUUUACAACUGGGAACAUCAGUGCAGAACCUCGUGUCUGACACCUCGCUCAACAUGCUCGAUGCGAUUUGUACUGUAUUAGAACACCCAUGUGUGGCAGCGCGACUAGCUGCGGCGUGGUGUAUCCGCUGCGUGUGCGUGGCGUUGCCGUCGCAGAUCACGCCGCUCAUCGACAAGUGUGUUGAUGCCCUUGACGCCGCCAGGCCUACGCCUCAUCAUAUCUCUGGAUAUUCAGCAGCCUUAGCAGCAAUCCUCGGCGCGGUCCGUCUCUCCCCACUGGGUGUCCCUCACGGCAGAGGCAAGGUGGCUUUCAAUGCCGCUGAACAACUGCUCAGGUCUGCUGGACAGAGUAGCCGGUUGACUGCCGCCAGGACUAAUGCUGGAUGGCUUAUUGUGGGAGCUAUUUGUACUCUUGGUGUACCUGUGGUCCGUGGCUUAUUACCCAGGAUGUUACUUCUAUGGCGCAACAGUUUCCCGCGAUCAGCCAAAGAGCUGGAAUCUGAGAAGUCCAGAGGAGAUGCUUUUACUUGGCAGGUGACAUUGGAAGGUCGUGCCGGAGCCCUAUCGGCGUUACACAGCCUGCUGAUCCACUGUCCUUCACUAGUGAACAACGAUGACACCGCCAAACGUCUCAUGCAGCCUAUAGACGGCGCCAUCGCUGUACUUACAAACGUGAGCACAGUAGUCCGCUCAUACGGCGGAGCCCUGAAGGCGCCGGCGGCGUUGCUGCGGCUGCGCGUGUACCAGGCGUGCUGCGGGCUGGGCGCGGCCGCCGCGCCGCCGCCCGCGCCGCUGCUGCGCCUGCUGGCCGCAGAGCUAGCGGGCGCAGCUGACCCCAGUGGCGCUAGUGUAGCUACAGGUACUCUUCGAAGCGCGAUGCAUCCACGCGACACAAUACUUUUGGGCGAAGAAGGCUGGAUAUACGAUACAGACCACGCUGAAAUUGAAGAACAGCUGAUCUCAGCACUCAGCGCCCGCGGGUCGACGGCGCUGGAGCACGACCCGUGCUGCGUGUACCGCGGCGCCACGGGCGCGCAGCCGCUCGGCGUGGCCGUCAUCGACGCCUCCGUCGCGCUCUUCCCGCAGAUACUCGCGCGAGCCGCCAACAAGCACAGACAACAAAUGCUAGAGCACUUCGCGGAAUGCAUCAAGAUGUCUAAAGGGGCUCGUCAAGAAGCUAUACAAAUUAACAUAUACACCGCGCUACUGUUAGCGCUAAGGACAUUAGCUGAACAGAAGAGCUCGCUCGGACAGGAUGCUGUCAAGAAUAUCGCUACUGAACUUGUUAUUAACGGCCUCUCAGCCAACAGCGCAACGGUUCGGGCCGCGGCCGCAUCUUGUGCCGGCCGACUCUGCGGCUGCAUCACGGAAGCCGAAAGCCAAGCGCUUUCCGAGAAAGUGAUAAACCUAGCGCGUACAGCGGUCAAUAGAUCCGUUCGUGCGGCCGCUGCAGCCGCUGUGGGGGCGGUACAAAGAGCCAGGGGCGCGACGUCAAGCGCUGCAGCGCUGCCCGUGCUGAGGGCUCUAGCGCAGGAUACGGCGGCUGUUGAGUUGCAAGUUUGGUCUCUCCACGCGCUCUCAGUGCUAGCCGACGCUUCAGGCCCCAUGUUCCGAGGCCACGUGGAAUCUACUCUGAACUUAGCUCUGAAGCUAUUAUUCAGUGCCCCCGGCUUUCAGGAGGAUUUACAUCGAAGUAUAGGACGACUGCUGUCAGCUUUGAUUACUGUCGUCGGGCCUGAGUUACAAGUGGUAGCAGUAGGUCGUUUCGUAUGUGCUUGCGCGGCGCUGGGCGAGUGCGGCGCGGGGGCGCGGGCGGAGGCGACGGGCUGCCUGCAGCAGCUGCAGAUGUUCGCGCCCGACCACAUCAACCUGCACACACUCGUGCCGCAUCUCUGUCGUGACCUAUCAAGUUCGGAGCUGACAGUUCGUCGCGCGGCAUUAUGCUGCUUGCGUCAGUUGUCGCAGAAGGAGGCGGCCGAGGUGUGCAAGCACGCGCUCUUGGCCAAAGACCAUGUACCCGCCAAGCCUUAUUGUGGUGUCGUAAUAACGGAGACGGGCCUACCGGGUGCGUUGUUCGCGUUUCUCGACAGCGAACGCGACGAGACGGCUCUGUCGUACGCUCGAGACACGCUAACGUGUGCCCUGUUAGCGGCCGCCUCGCGACGCGAUCUGCGCGACUGGCUGGCGCUGGCGAAGCGAGUGCUUACUAUCAGGCUGGAGGACAGCAACAAUCCAGAGACAGACUUCGACGGCGAAGGUGAUGAUGAUCAGGCAGAGUUCCACGCCGAGUCUGAGACCUCCACACAUCCCGCCGUGCAGUCAAGAUGGCCGACUAGGGUAUUCGCAAUGGAAUGCAUACAGAAGAUAAUGGGCGCGUGCGAGGCGACCGGCGACGCCGCUCACUUCGACCUCGUCAAAGCUAAGGAGAAGCUGCAGAAUCAACCUGACGGAGACUACCUAUCCCUGCAUCUGUCGGACCUGGUCCGCAUGGCGUUCGUGGGCGCUACGGGCGAGUCGGACGCGCUGCGCCUGAGCGGGCUCUACACGCUGCAGAUGAUCAUCCAGCAGUACGCCAGGGCUCCCGAGCCUGACUUCCCCGGACACCUGCUGCUGGAGCAGUACCAAGCACAGGUGGGUGCGGCAGUUCGACCAGCCUUCGCAGGGGAUACGGCGUCGCACGUGACAGCGGCUGCUUGCGAUGUUUGCUCUGCGUGGAUCGGAUGCGGCGUGGCGAGAGAUAUCAAUGAUCUUAGAAGAGUACACCAACUGCUAGUCUCCAGUUUGGACAAAUUAAACACAAAGGGCAACACCACUUUGAUUUACAACGAAAGCAUGGCAACACUCGAAAAACUCUCUAUCUUAAAAGCUUGGGCUGAGGUAUACAUAGUAGCAAUGGUCAGCAACGGCAGUGCCCCAGGUAGCUAUGUAAAACACCUCGACACGAAACCAUUCAACAACCGAGCAGAACUAGCUAAAUGGAGGAACCAGCUACUACAAAACAACAAUCAGAUAGACAACUCGGCCCCCGAAACUCCUGAGGAAGAGGAAUAUGGGGACUUUGAGUCUAAAGGAGAGAGUUUGCUGAAGUUGGUAGAACCGGAGUUAGAGAGCUUGGGGGAGAAUUGGAUUGCGGCUUUGAAAGAUCAUGCGCUGUUGAGUUUACCGCCGGAAUUCGCCUCCCAACUCCCUCACGGCGGCGGUGCGUUCUACUCAGCAGAGACAGCGGAAGCGUCACGGCAGCAUUACGCGAGGGCAUGGCCGUCACUGCUGUAUGCUGCUUCGUUACGAUUCAAUGCUAAUAUAUCAUUGCCGCAGACUGAUAAUGCUGCUGAUAAAACAGAAGGCGCUUUAGACAAUAGAUCGUCGAAGACUGAGAACGGAAACUUUGAAUUUUUCGAGCCCGUUGACGAGAGAUUCCAUUUAUUAUUCGGUAUUUGUACGGAAGCCUUGUGUGCACAACGUGACAUGACCGAUGAGAAUAUAAUCUCAGUUCUAUUGUCUUUGGUUACGCUACUAGAUGCCCCUGAAAAUAGAGCCAGGUUGCUGAAAGACAGAUCUCUAGCCAUCGAGCUGUGCCAAAUAAUCCACCGCACUGGAUUAACUCAAGAGAGCAUUGAAGCAUUGCUACUGGCCGCCGACGUGCUCCGACUCGUCAUAGAUGGCGCUAGGGAGCAACUACAUGCUAGUAUGCAGGCUAAGAUUAAAGAACUAGCACCAAACGAAGCAACUGACGGGUCGACGCCCCAAUCAGUUCUCGAAGUGGUUCACACACUAGGCGAGGGGGGUCCCACUGGCGACCUGCCCCCCGGCAAGUCCGUAGUCUUCGCAUGUCUGGAGGCCUGUCUCUGUCUCCUCGUACGGAGGCUACCGAAUCUGUCGCCGAAGAAACAUGGGGGUGCCGUGGGUGUCAUCGGCGUACCCAAAGGAUUGGGCGUCCAUGGGGAUACCUUGUUGGUGAAAAGUCUUUCGGCUAUGUCCGAGCUUCCGAGUUUGACGAGUCCUCAGGGAGCCCUCUCAAUCCUACCAACCAUCCUGUACCUAGCGACGGAGAUCCUCCGCGAGAGCAAAGGCUCGGGUGCAGCCGCCGAGGCCGGCGUGGUGCUGCUGCAGCGAGCCGCCGAGUGCCGCGCCGUGCGCGUGCACGAGCACACGCGCACGCAGCACGCUCAGCUGCUGCAGAGUGCUCUCGCCAAGCUGGUGGAGAGGGUCAAGAGUGACGAGCCAGACCAGCGCAUAGAACCAGUGAUAGGCGCCCGCGGCAUGGCGGUGGUGCUGAACCGAGCCGCGCCCGCGCCGCCGCUGCACUACCCCUGCAUCAACCACUUCCGACAGUGCCUCGAGACCAAUGAUAACGAGACGUUCUCGUCAUGCUGCUCCGUGCUCCGCUCGGUGUGGUCGAGCAGUGCCUCAGCGUCAUGCGUGUCGUGGUGGGCGCGAGGCCUGGCCGCCCGCGUCAUCGCUCGCGCGGCCGCCGCCCGCAGACCUACCGACAUGUCCCAUACUAAAGCUGCGAUUGCGGCUUUCGCGGCGUUGGAUGAGCUGGUUAAUGCUGCACCGGAUUCUGCACGUAUCAAAAUGCUGUGGCUAUUAGUACCGAUAGUGAUAUCGUACUUACGCGAGGGUGCGGAGUUGCAACGCGCUCCGCCGCACGUACGAGCGUUGCACGAGUUCGCGUUACACUGGCUUACUAAAGUCGGACCGAAGCAUCCACAGGAAUUCAAAACAAUGAUGCAACAGUCAUCCGAGUUACGUAACAAGUUAGAAAACGCUCUCAAAGCGAACCAAGCGAGCGCUCGCUCCGGCCGAUCUGCGCAGUCGCAGCGACCACUGUUCGACGCUAAACCAGCUAAACCCACCAUACAAUUGAAAACAGACUUCAGUGAUUUUAGGUAAACUUGUACACAGGAAUAUUAUUGUGGUCGAAAUAUCAAUAUUUUUAAUAUCAUGUUAGGUACUUUAACUAUCCUUUAUAUUAGGGUCUUAAACUAAUAGAUAAACAGUUGAGGAAUUAAAUAAAGCAUCUACUAAUAAGCUAUAAGAAUUCUUCAAAUAUCAAAAACUUUUAAUCAACUGUAAUAAUCCAUGUUAGGGAGAAACGGAAGAAAAAAAAUAUAUGUUGCGCCGACCCCAAAUAACUUGGGAACAGGGCAGAAAGAAGAAGAAUCAAUGAUAUAGAGCGGUAUAUAAAACAGAUCUCAUUAUUUAUUGAGUGUAGUUUGAGAACAUUUCGUGCGGAUUAAGUAAAAGUGACCGUAUUUUAUGACCCAUGAUUGUUAAGCUAUAUAAUGUGCAAUCGCAAUAAAACAAUAAUUUGUAGCAACCAUUUGGUUGUUACAUGGCGUUUGCACGAAAUACUAAAACAGAAUGAUAUAGAUUUAUUUGAGAAACAUGUAGUGAGUGUGAAUCGCCUUAAAAUCAGAAAUUACGUAAGUUAGGGGCAUUUUUAUUUGUACAAGACACGCCCAGUCGUGUUUUUGUAAAGAUAUAAGUGUCGGUUUUUAAUUUACUGACUAAUUCAGGGAAAGUGUUGCUUCCUUGAGACAAAACCAUUUUAUUGCAGAUAUAUUAAACUUUUAUCAUCGUCUAAAACUCUAACUUAAUAACUUUUUCCAUAUCUGUAUAAAAUGGUAAUUUUAUUUUAACCCAUAACACCUAAGAAUAUUAACGUGGACGAAGUAAGCACAAUUUGAUAAUACACCUGACUAUAACAUUAACCAUUCCAUAACUAAGUUAUUAAAAGCAUUUUCUACAAUCUAAACUGAUAACAUAACAGAUUAACUAAAACUCCUCGUAUUAGUAGUUUUAAAUAUUAUAGGAGUUCAAUAAUUUCUAGAACAAUAAUAUUAUUAUGAAGUAGAUAGAGAUGCGUAGCUAUCUCGGUAUCGUAGAUAUUAUAAACCUUAUUAUUCGUAAAAAAAGUUAUCUAAUGAUCUAUGGAAAUAGUAGCAAUAUUUCCUAUGAAAUUCAUAUGUUUUAUUAUAUUAAUAUUACUUGCAAAUAAUAAUAAGACUUACGAAUUAAAAUGGGCGGAGAAUUCCUAAACUGAAAACUAAUACGAUUAUAAUAAAAUAUUCGUAGUAAAUAUAGAAAAUUAUAUAAAAAAAUACUCGUAUAUUAAAAAAAGUAACGUUUAUAACGAAAUGAAAUUAUAUGGAAAACAACAGUUCUGUGAUAGUUCCUUAUACAGUUUUAAAUCAUGAUUUUCUAGAGAUUUGCAUUUGUAGAUGGAAUGGAGACAAGCGUUGAGCGAUUAGUAAAUGAUUUUUUGAAUAUAUUUUUUUUUUCUGAAUAUAAUUUUUUACAUUUAUUACAUAAAAAAUAAAACCUAUCUAUGGCAGUAUAUAUCUGUUCAUAAUAAACUACAAUUUGUGUCCAUUCCAUUUAUUUUGUGUGUGUGGCGAAAAAAGAUCCAAAAUGCCAAAUUUUAAUAAAUUAAGAAUCCUCCUUAUGCUUCCAUUUUUCAUUACUACACAUUUCUAAUUUCACUUGUUCCUAUACUAUACACUAAUAUUAUUUUAGCUUCGAAAUAUUUUAGAUUUUAAGUUUCUGUCUUCGCAAGUCAAUUAUAUUUAGCUCGUUUAUUUUAAGAAUAUAUAACCUUUAUUUAUUUAGUUUUAAGUUGCCAAUCAUUGUACCUAUUUAUAGCUUUUGGUUCAAUAAAGUAUACCUAUGAACAGUA